This is a messenger RNA of Caenorhabditis remanei, 540 nucleotides long. RefSeq lists its product as uncharacterized. The coding region runs from base 1 to 540 and encodes 179 amino acids. The record is from RefSeq and is a predicted model, not a curated record. Gene Ontology annotation, cellular component: cytoplasm; membrane. Gene Ontology annotation, biological process: mitochondrial ribosome assembly. The transcript has 5 exons. Lineage: Eukaryota; Metazoa; Nematoda; Chromadorea; Rhabditida; Rhabditidae.
AUGUUGAACUGCGCCCGCAACUUCUUAGCUCGUCACUUGUUGCUUACAAAUGUCGGAACAAGUUGCGCCCAAAUCGGAACUGCCGACAUAAUUCAGCAACACAUUAAUGGAGACGUCGAUCGAGAAGGAUGGGACUGGCGGCGAACAUGUAGAAUGGCAGCAAUUGGAUUGGUGAUGGCACCCAGCUUACAUUGCUUCUAUCGAGUGUUGGAUACCAGAAAAUUCAAAGGAUCGAAGAAUUUCCGAGUGCUGAAAAAACUGGCAUGGGAUACAUCGUUCAUCCCGUUUUUCUCCUGCACUUUCAUCACAGUUGGUGCAAUAUACGAAGGAAAAUCUCUACAGGCAGCAUUCGCAGAGUAUCGGCGAAAAAUGUGGCAUAUCUGGAAGGUCGAUUUCACGCUUUGGCCUCCGGCGCAGCUAAUCAACUUCUACUUUUUGCCGCCUGCUUUACGAGUGGUGUACGUGAACCUCGUCUCAUUACUCUAUAACUGUAUCAUGUCUUACAUUAAAAAUAAUGAGCUACACCAUACAUCCCAUUAG